CCUCGGGGCCCUGGCACCUGGCUGGAUGAAGCUGCUGUGGCUGUACUUUUGCUCCCAAGAUUUCACAAGGGGCACAAGACUGCUUGGGGGUGCACAGGCAGGGAGGGGAGCCAGUGCCUGGCGUGGCCAACUUGUGUCUCUCUGUGCAGAUUCUUUGCUGGCAGAACUGGAACAGAGCUCCCGCCCAGCCUCUAAGGAGUGCCUGACACAGGCACCAAGCUCCUGCAAGCAGGAUCCAGCCUCAGCCGGGCCCCCAGCCCCCUGUGGCCAUGAGCCACCUACCUCAGUGGCCCUGAAGGUGCAGCUUCCACCUCGGGUUCAGUCUUCAGGACAGGUUUCAAAGACAGUGUACAGCUCCGUGCUGGUCCCACAGCCACUGUUGCCCGCGCCCCCGCCCGCCACAGCUGCCCAGCAGCUGGAUGAGCUCCUGGCUGACCUGGGCCACAUACAGAACAAGCUGGCAGCAGCAGGGCAAGGAGCCGGGCGGCCAGCGGAGCCCUCGCUGGACAAGAUGCUGGGCAGCCUCACCCAGGACCUGCAGGAGCUGGGCAUCACGGCCGCCCCCGCCGGCACCUGUGCCGCUUGCCACAAGCCCAUCGCUGGCAAGGCGCUCACGGCCCUGGGAAAAACCUGGCACCCCGAGCACUUCACCUGCAGCCGCUGCGGGCAGGAGCUGGGCGGCCGGCCCUUCUUCGAGCGGCAGGGGCAGGCGUACUGCGAGGAGGAUUAUCACCAGGACUUCUCCCCCCGCUGCGCCUACUGUGCUGGCCCCAUACGUGAGAAAGUCCUGACGGCUCUGGACCAGAGCUGGCACCCCGAGCAUUUCUUCUGUGCCCACUGUGGGAAGGUGUUUGGAGAUGAGGGUUUCCACGAGCGGGGCGGGAAGCCAUACUGCUUACAGGACUUCCUGGCCAUGUUUGCCCCGAAAUGCCAGGGCUGUGAGCGCCCCGUGAUGAACAAUUACCUGUCGGCCCUGCAGGGCGUCUGGCACCCCGAGUGCUUCGUGUGCGCGGAAUGCCUGAGCAGCUUCACCAGCGGCUCCUUCUUUGAGCUGGAGGGUCGGCCCUACUGCGAGCUGCACUUCCACCAGCGCCAGGGCAGCAUCUGCCACGGCUGCAGCCGCCCGGUCAGCGGGCGCUGUGUCACUGCCGCGGGGCGCAAGUACCACCCCGAGCACUUCACCUGCAGCUUCUGCCUGCGACAGCUGCACAAAGGCACCUUCCGCGAGUGCAGCAACAAGAUGUACUGCCAGGCCUGCCACGACAAGCUCUUCCUCUGACUGGUGGCUCUGCAGCUGCCCCCCAGCACAGCCACCCUUCCUUCCUGGCUGGAUGGCCCCAGUACCAUCCCCAUCACCAACAUCCCUGCUGAGCCAAACAGCCCUUCUAUUGUCCCACUGAGCCAAAUGUCCCCAGCACUGUGACUGCCAAGCCAAACACCCCAGGCAUCAUUCCUUGUCCCCCUCCCCCCAAGACAUUCCUGGCACUGUCCCUUCCUCCUGGCCAAGCCACAUGCCCGGGGCAUUGUCCCCUCCACCUGAAGCAAUA
Molecule: messenger RNA, 1547 nt
Organism: Apus apus (common swift)
Lineage: Eukaryota; Metazoa; Chordata; Aves; Apodiformes; Apodidae
Gene: LPXN
Product: leupaxin
Exons: 8
Coding region: 26-1279 (417 amino acids)
Biological process (GO): muscle structure development; actin cytoskeleton organization
Cellular component (GO): stress fiber; adherens junction; Z disc
Molecular function (GO): muscle alpha-actinin binding; actin binding
Source: RefSeq, a predicted model, not a curated record